Vigna radiata var. radiata (mung bean) is the source of this 1815-nucleotide messenger RNA. RefSeq names its product lysine histidine transporter 1. Gene Ontology annotation, cellular component: plasma membrane. The transcript has 8 exons. Lineage: Eukaryota; Viridiplantae; Streptophyta; Magnoliopsida; Fabales; Fabaceae. Bases 197 to 1561 code for a protein of 454 amino acids. The record is from RefSeq and is a predicted model, not a curated record.
AAGUGAGGUCUGUGGAUUCUACAAAACGCGUUUGUAAUUAUUGAGUGAAACAAAUUGCCGGCCUGUGUUGUUCUCCUUCUGUCAACACCAGGACGGACUUAUCUGAGAGUCUCUUUCACAAGCACUCGCUAUUAUGCUAUGCCAUUCAACUAAACUUCUCAACCUUCUCUAAUUACCUCUUCCUAACACCACCACCAUGGGAACCGAGACUCCAACUACUCAAAAGUUUGAUUCCUCAGAACCUCAGAUUGAUAAGAGAACUGCGGAGCAGAAAGCAAUCGAUGAUUGGCUUCCCAUAACUUCUUCAAGGAACGCAAAAUGGUGGUACUCAGCUUUUCACAACGUCACUGCCAUGGUAGGAGCUGGAGUUCUCAGCCUUCCUUCUGCCAUGGCAAAUCUUGGAUGGGGUCCUGGUGUGGUUAUUCUUGUGCUGUCAUGGAUUAUCACUCUGUACACACUGUGGCAAAUGGUUGAGAUGCAUGAGAUGGUACCUGGGAAAAGGUUUGACAGGUACCAUGAACUGGGGCAGCAUGCGUUUGGGGAAAAGCUGGGACUGUGGAUUGUGGUGCCUCAGCAACUGAUAUGUGAGAUUAGUGUGGACAUUGUGUACAUGGUCACUGGAGGAAAAUCACUGCAGAAAAUUCAUGACCUUGUCUGCAAAAAUAACUGCAAUAACAUGAAGACCACUUACUUCAUCAUCAUCUUUGGCUCUGUUCAUUUUGUUCUCUCUCACCUUCCCAACUUCAAUGCCAUCUCCGGCAUAUCUUUGGCUGCCGCAAUCAUGUCUCUCAGCUACUCAACGAUUGCAUGGGUGGCUUCGGUGGAGAAGCAUGUUGGAAAUCCUCACAAAGAGGUGGAAUAUGGGUACAAGGCGAGCACUUCAGCAGGAACAUUUUUCAACUUUUUGAAUGCCUUGGGUGAUGUGGCUUUUGCCUAUGCUGGACACAAUGUGGUGUUGGAGAUUCAAGCAACUAUCCCUUCAACACCAGAGAAGCCUUCAAAGGGUCCCAUGUGGUGGGGAGUUUUGGUGGCCUACUCAGUCGUCGCCUUGUGCUACUUUCCUGUUGCUCUCAUCGGCUAUUGGGUCUUUGGCAACUCUGUUGAAGACAACAUCCUCAUCUCCCUCAACAAACCCACUUGGCUCAUAGUAACUGCUAACAUGUUUGUCGUCAUCCAUGUCAUAGGAAGCUACCAGCUAUAUGCAAUGCCGGUUUUUGACAUGAUUGAAACAUUGAUGGUCAAACAAUUGCGUUUCAAGCCAAGUUGGUGGCUACGAUUUGUGGAGCGCAAUGUUUAUGUUGCAUUUACAUUGUUUGUGGCCAUCACUUUCCCUUUCUUCGGUUCCCUUCUCGGAUUUUUUGGAGGAUUCGCAUUUGCUCCAACAACAUACUUUCUCCCUUGUAUUAUGUGGCUUGCUAUUUACAAACCUAGGAAGUUCAGCUUAUCCUGGAUCACCAACUGGAUUUGCAUUAUACUUGGCUUCCUACUGAUGAUUCUAGCACCAAUCGGCGGAUUAAGGAGUAUCAUACUCAAUGCCAAGACUUAUGGGUUUUACCAGUGAGGAAACAAGUAGGGCUAGAAAGUUUUACUUGAACUCAUUCAUCCACCAAUCUUUGUGAAAUUCCAUUUUAUAAUGAAAAAUGCUCUUGUGAAACAAUUUAAGCAAUAGUUUGCAUAAUAAGAUAUUUUUUCCUCUAUAUCAUAUACAUUGCAUGUCAAUAUGAUGAUGAUAAGAGAAAAAAAAAAGUGAUGUUGUAUUAAUUGUUGUAAAUGUAUACCUCGUAUGUUCACCAAAAGUCAUCAAACAUUAUUCGA